UCUUUUACUUUGGUGAUUGUAGACCCGGUCCUGUGGUUUGUCUACGCAGGAGACUGUGCCACUAUUGCUGUUUGUAAUUGGUCGCUCCAGACAGGAAGAAACUGAACAAUGUGCCUUUGGAUUGGUUAGAGGUGUAAGUACGUGUCAAUGGCCAUGUAAACGAAAACUGCAUGCAUGAGACAUCGCAUUUAAAACUAUUAUGGAUCUGUAGAGUAUCUUAUAGAAAAUCAUUAUAUGAGAAAAUAAGAGGAAAUUAAGUACAAUAUGGAGAAUAUUCAAAAUCUCCCUAUUGACAUUCACACCAGCAAACUUCUCGACUGGCUGGUGGACAGGAGACACUGUACUCUGAAAUGGCAGAAUGCAGUGAAAUGCAUCAGAGAGAAGAUCAACGCUGCUCUCCAGGACAUGCCAGAGAACGAGGAGAUCAAACAGCUGCUCAUGGGCUCAUAUAUACAUUAUUUCCAUUGCCUAAGGAUAGUGGAUAUACUAAAGGGAACAGAAGUCUCAUCCAAAAAUAUAUUCGGCAAAUACUCAUCACAAAGAAUGAAGGAUUGGCAAGAAAUUGUGUCACUUUAUGAGAAAGAUAAUGCAUAUCUAGCUGAGCUGGCCAGCCUGCUGAGCCGCAGUGUAAGCUACGAGGGCCCCGCUUUGAGGAAACAGGUAGCUAAAGCACAGCAACUGCAGCAGGAGCUGAGUAGGCGCGAGCUGGAGUGCCAGAGCGGAGCUGCAGACAUGAGGGAGCGCUACCACGCAGCCUGCAAGCAAUACGGCAUUACGGGGGAGAAUGUGGCGCGGGAGUUGCAGGCCCUUGUUAAAGAUUUACCUACUGUAUUGGAGGAAACAGGAAAACAGGCUGCCUGCCUGGAGGAAACAAUAAAGUUCUACACAGCUUUUACUAAGUUUGUCUGUGACUGGUCUAAGCCUGUUCUGCCAAUGCUGUCUUUCAUUCAACAAAAAGGAAACACAACAAUUUACCAGUGGAAGACAGGAAUAGUGCCAACGGUUAUAGAGAGACCUGUAGUAGAGGAAGCACCACCUGACACAGUAACAGAAGAAACUAUUGACUGGGGUGACCUUUGUGGGGGUGCUGAGGAGGUAAAUAUUGGGACCACAGUUGAGGAGGGGGUGGACUGGGGCAUCACACUUGAGUCUGGCAAAGAGGAAACAGAUGAUGGCUCCAUUGACUGGGGUGAAACUGAAACUGCUGCAGUGGAAAUCGAAGUUGUUGCUGCAGGCACUGACUGUCCUGAAGGUGUUGCGAGAGGCGAGGACGCGCUCUCUCUGCUCGAGAACCCACAGACACGAAGUCAGUUUAUCGAUGAAUUGAUGGAGUUGGAAGUGUUCCUGUGUCAGAGACUGAGUGAGAUGAGUGAGGAGGGUGAUAUGGUGGCCAUGAGCCAGUUCCAGCUGGCUCCCUCUGUGAUCCAGGGGCAGACCUGUGAGCAUGUGCAGGCGAUGCUGGCAGAUGUACGCCACCUCCUGGAAGAACUGACAUCGUUGCGCAUGAAGCAUCUGUUCACGAUCCAGGCAUCGCCACGCUAUGUAGAGCGUGUGUCCGACAUGCUAAGGCAGAAACUGAAGCAGUCUGAGAUCUUGGUGCUAAAACGGGCCUCCCUAGCAGAGCAGCGUCAAGAGGCUCUGGAGGAGCAGGCCAAGCUGGAACCCCGCAUCGACCUGCUGGCUGCACACAUUAAGGAACUAAAGAAACUGAUUGAAGCUGACAUCUCAAAACGGUAUAACAAGCGGCCCGUCAACCUUAUGGGAGUUCAUGUGUAAACUGCAUAGUCCUCACAGCCAUUUCAUAAAUAAACAUUUUAUUUCUUAAAAA
Molecule: messenger RNA, 1828 nt
Organism: Silurus meridionalis
Lineage: Eukaryota; Metazoa; Chordata; Actinopteri; Siluriformes; Siluridae
Gene: cdk5rap3
Product: CDK5 regulatory subunit associated protein 3
Exons: 14
Coding region: 265-1776 (503 amino acids)
Biological process (GO): regulation of cyclin-dependent protein serine/threonine kinase activity; regulation of mitotic cell cycle
Cellular component (GO): endomembrane system
Source: RefSeq, a predicted model, not a curated record